CGGCGCCUGGCCCAGUGCGGCCGCCGUAGAGUCCUCGUUGCCAUGGCUCCCGAGGCCCGCUGUGGACGCGCGGAGGCGUGACUGAGAAGUGUGUACGGAGUCCUAAGAGUCCGAGCUUCUUCCCGGGCCCGCGAACCCGAGAGGCGCCAUGGGCCGGAUCACAGAAGAUCUUAUUAGACGGAACUCCGAGCACAAUGACUGUGUCAUUUUUUCCCUGGAGGAGCUCUCCUUGCAUCAGCAAGAAAUAGAAAGACUAGAGCAUAUUGACAAAUGGUGCCGGGACUUAAAAAUCCUCUAUCUUCAAAAUAAUCUCAUUGGAAAAAUUGAAAAUGUUAGCAAACUCAAGAAACUUGAAUAUUUGAACUUAGCUUUAAACAACAUUGAAAAAAUUGAAAAUUUGGAAGGAUGUGAAGGGCUGACAAAACUCGACCUGACCGUAAACUUCAUUGGAGAGCUGAGCAGCGUUAAAACGCUUGGACACAAUAUCCACCUGAAGGAGCUCUUUCUCAUGGGUAACCCGUGUGCUGACUUUGACGGCUACAGGCAGUUCGUGGUGGCCACACUACAGCAGUUAAAGUGGUUGGACGGUAAAGAAAUCGAGCGUUCAGAAAGGAUUCAGGCCUUGCAGAACUUUCCAGUAAUUGAACAACAAAUCAGAGAGCAAGAGGAAGCUUACUGCCUCAAACGGGCCAAAGACAAGGAAGAGGCUCAGAGGAAACUUCGAGAAGAGGAUGAAAAUGAGGCCAAGGAGAGAAGGCACUCAGUCUUCGAGGGACAGAGCCCGUUUUCAGUAGAGCACAAAGACCAUGUCCAGGAAGGACAAGAAGGGGAAUACAACCAAAAGAGAUUCAAGGACAAUGAGGAUGACCUGGAAUUCUGGAACAAGCCCUCUUUGUUUACUCCUGAAUCUAGAUUGGAAACACUUAGGCAUAUGGAAAAACAACGGAAAGACCAAGAAAAAUUAAGUGGAAAGAAGAAGAAAGUGAAACCACCCAGGAUUUUGAUCACUGAAGAUGGAAAAGUGUUGAAUGUGAAUGACCCCAAACUUGACUUCUCCUUGAAAGAUGAUGAAAAACGUAACCAGAUCAUCCUGGACCUUGCUGUCUAUAGGUAUAUGGACACCUCUUUAAUCGAUGUAGAUGUGCAACCAACUUACGUACGGGUCAUGGUCAAAGGGAAGCCAUUUCAGCUUGUUCUUCCUGCCGAAGUGAAGCCGGACAGCAGCUCUGCUAAGCGAUCUCAGACGACAGGGCAUCUGGUGAUCUGCAUGCCCAAGGUAGACGAAGUCAUCACAGGUUGGCGACAAACGUCAGAGUCUGGGACGAGUCCCUCGGACAGCAGCAGAGAGCACACAAACCAAAGAAGCAAGCGAAUUGAGAAAUUAGAAGUAGAUCCUAGCAAGCGUUCCUUCCCUGAUGUGGCUAACAUAGUUCAAGAGAAAAACCCCACGCCCCGAAGAGUUCGAUCUGAACCCAAAAUUAUACCAAGUGAGGAAGAUCCAGACUUUGAAGAUAACCCUGAAGUGCCCCCGUUGAUCUGAAACAUCAGGCCAGGUGGACGGACCCACCCGAUCCCGUUUUCCUCAGUGCACAGUGUGUAGUAUGCCACGUUUGGGGUAAACACAGAGUUAUUUGUCACCAUCACUACUCCAGUGUCUCACUUCUACUUUAUGCAGUAAUAUUCUUACACCAGUUUGACGUUCAAGUGCAUACCUUAACAUGCUACAGCUCAUUUGCCUAUAAUAAAAUGUUGGCUAGGGCAAACGUUCAGUAAAUCAUAGCACUCUUACAUUAAGACGCUGAUUUUUAAUCACAGAACUGCUUGCUAAUGCAGAGAGACGAAGUCGGAGAUAAAAGGACUGAUUGUUAAAUCGGUGCUUCAGCAAAUUGGUCAAGCUCAGAAGUUAAAACUGUAAUUUCAGAUCAAAUCGGAAUGCUCUAAUGUGAUUUUAGCGGUGUUUCAA
This is a messenger RNA of Acinonyx jubatus (cheetah), 1963 nucleotides long. It is a transcript of the gene DNAAF11, whose product is annotated as dynein axonemal assembly factor 11. Gene Ontology annotation, biological process: outer dynein arm assembly. The record is from RefSeq and is a predicted model, not a curated record. The transcript is spliced from 12 exons. NCBI's taxonomy places the organism in Eukaryota, Metazoa, Chordata, Mammalia, Carnivora, Felidae. Gene Ontology annotation, cellular component: cytoplasm. Gene Ontology annotation, molecular function: protein binding. The coding region runs from base 149 to 1540 and encodes 463 amino acids.